Messenger RNA from Erinaceus europaeus (western European hedgehog), 888 nucleotides. RefSeq names its product cysteine and glycine rich protein 2 (gene CSRP2). The record is from RefSeq and is a predicted model, not a curated record. NCBI's taxonomy places the organism in Eukaryota, Metazoa, Chordata, Mammalia, Eulipotyphla, Erinaceidae. Gene Ontology annotation, cellular component: nucleus; Z disc; cytoplasm. Gene Ontology annotation, biological process: muscle tissue development; sarcomere organization. Gene Ontology annotation, molecular function: structural constituent of muscle; actinin binding. The transcript is spliced from 6 exons. The coding region runs from base 144 to 725 and encodes 193 amino acids.
AGGCCACGCCCACCAAGGGGCCUUUAAAAGGCGGCGCGUUGGGUCCUUGAGCUUCCCUCCGCGCCGCACACAACCCUGUUCUGAUCCCGGUCUCUUCACGCUUCACUCGCGCCGCGCUGCAGUGCUCAGGCCUCGGACUCAAGAUGCCCGUCUGGGGAGGCGGAAACAAGUGCGGGGCCUGCGGGCGGACCGUGUACCACGCUGAGGAGGUGCAGUGCGACGGGAGGAGCUUCCACCGAUGCUGCUUCUUGUGCAUGGUUUGCAGGAAGAACUUAGACAGCACCACCGUGGCGAUUCAUGACGAAGAAAUCUACUGCAAGUCCUGUUACGGAAAGAAGUACGGACCCAAAGGUUACGGCUAUGGCCAGGGCGCCGGCACGCUCAACAUGGACCGUGGAGAGAGGCUGGGCAUCAAGCCAGAGAGUGUGCAGCCUCACAGGCCUACGACAAGCCCAAACACGUCUAAAUUUGCUCAGAAAUUUGGUGGUGCUGAGAAGUGUUCCAGAUGUGGAGAUUCCGUAUAUGCGGCGGAGAAGAUCAUUGGAGCCGGGAAGCCCUGGCACAAAAACUGCUUCCGGUGUGCCAAGUGUGGGAAGAGUCUUGAGUCGACAACUUUGACCGAGAAAGAAGGUGAAAUCUAUUGUAAAGGAUGUUAUGCGAAGAACUUCGGGCCCAAGGGCUUUGGGUAUGGCCAAGGAGCAGGAGCCCUUGUGCACGCCCAGUGAGGCGGGUCUGGGCGUUGCACACUGAGGACGUCUGCACAGCCCAGGCACAGCGGACCUUGAGCACUGGCUGACCAGCAGGGAGGGGCCGCUCUGCCCUGCUUUUCUCCUCACCAUUCCCAACACCUUUAAUUUCCCAUCUUUCUUAAAUAAACUUCAGCUUUGA